AUGUUGCUUUUCGUCUUGCUUUUUCUCUUCAGUUUCAACCCAUCCCUGAGCCUAAAAAUCUGUUCCUUCAAUGUGAGGUCUUUUGGAGAAACAAAAAUGGGCAGACCCGAGGUUGUUGACGCUGUGGCAAAGAUCAUUUCUCUCUGCGACAUCAUGUUGCUGAUGGAAAUAAAAGAGAGCAAGAACCAGACCUGUCCCCUCCUGGUGGAGAAGCUUGCCAGGCAACAGCUGGUGUCGGUGAAACAAACCUACCAGUACCCAGACACCCAGCCUGGGGACACGGAUGUCUUCUCCAGAGAGCCCUUCAUCGUCUGGUUCCGGUCUCCAAAAACUGCUGUCAAAGAGUUUGUCAUGGUCCCUCUGCACACCACGCCGGAGACAGCAGUGCGGGAGAUUGAUGAGCUCUAUGACGUGUAUUUAGACAUAAAACAGCGCUGGAAAACCGAGAACUUCAUCUUCAUGGGGGACUUUAAUGCUGGGUGUAGCUACGUUCCCCAGAAGCAGUGGAAGAACAUCCGGCUGAGGACUCACUCAGAGUUCGUCUGGCUCAUUGACGACAAAAAUGACACAACAGUGAAGAACAGCACAAGCUGCCCGUACGACAGGAUUGUGGUCAGCGGGCAGAAGCUCAUCCAAGCCAUCGUGCCAAACUCUGUCACCGUCUUUGAUUUCCAGAAGGCCUUUCAGAUGACCGAGGAGCAGGCGCUGGGGGUGAGCGACCACUUCCCCGUAGAGUUUGAGUUAAAAACAAGAGGCGGCUUCUUCAGCUGGCUGAAAUCGCAGUUCUCAAGGAAGAGGACAACAAGAAGGAGCUCCAGCCCCUGA
Messenger RNA from Pterocles gutturalis (yellow-throated sandgrouse), 825 nucleotides. It is a transcript of the gene DNASE1L3, whose product is annotated as deoxyribonuclease I-like 3. Lineage: Eukaryota; Metazoa; Chordata; Aves; Pterocliformes; Pteroclidae. Gene Ontology annotation, molecular function: DNA nuclease activity. The transcript has 7 exons. The record is from RefSeq and is a predicted model, not a curated record. The coding region runs from base 1 to 825 and encodes 274 amino acids. Gene Ontology annotation, cellular component: nucleus. Gene Ontology annotation, biological process: apoptotic DNA fragmentation; programmed cell death involved in cell development.